AUGGCCGCCGCAUCCACAGCCGCCGCGGGCGCCGACGCGCCCUUCCGCUUCCCGCGCGAGUACUCGUUCCCCGCCUUCUUCACGCGGCAGACCAACCUGACCACCCACCACGCCCAGCUGUCCAAGUGGUCCGCCCUCGUCCUGGCCUACGCGCGCCACCACCGCGUCUUCCGGCUCGGCCUCUCCGCCGCCGCCGACUCGGACCUCUUCUACAACCGCCGGCUGGACCGCCGGCUGGGCAUGCCCGACAUCCGCGAGCUGCUCGACUUCAUGAGGCGGGACGGGCGGAUCGAGUACGCGUCCGGCGGCGGCGGUGACGGGGGAGGAGGGGAGGGGGGAGGGGGCGAGGGGGACGUCGUGUUCGUGUACUGGCGCAAGCCGGAGGAGUGGGCGCGCAAGAUCGAGAAGUACGUCGAGGAGACGGGGCAGAAGGGCAGCGUGCUGACCGUGUACGAGCUGGGGCAGGGGGAGGGGACGAGGGGCACUGACAUACACGGCAUCGACAACGAGGUGCUGCUCAAGGCGCUGAAUGUCCUCGUUCGGAAGGGGAGGGCUCAGAUUUUCGGCCAGGAUGACUCGCAGGGUGUCAAGUUCUUCUGA
Clonostachys solani is the source of this 600-nucleotide messenger RNA. Lineage: Eukaryota; Fungi; Ascomycota; Sordariomycetes; Hypocreales; Bionectriaceae. The record is from the annotation of a GenBank genome assembly.